CAUCAAUCCCAAAGAGCAACACAAGAGUCGGACGGAGAGACCUCGUUCUCAGAAGCAGCGAGCUCGCCACCCUCGCCGCCCUCUUCAGCUUCAGUGGCACCAAGCCGAGCUAUCUCGGCGUGCAGAAGAGUCCCCCCUCCCUUGCGCUCUGCCCUGCCACCAACAGCUGCGUGUCAACAUCUGAGAAGAUGAGCGAUACGACUCACUACGCGCCCCCAUGGAAUUACAACCCCAAGGAUGGCCCCAGGGGUAAACCCAUAAGUAAAGACGAGGCCAUGAAAGAGCUCAUCGAAGUUGUAACGAAGACAAAGCCGGACAAGUUCACUCCAAAUAUAGUAGAGAAAGGAGAUGACUAUGUUCGAGUUGAAUACGAGAGCCCUAUAUUCGGGUUUGUAGACGAUGUUGAGUUCUGGUUCCCUCCUGGCAAGAAAUCAAUUGUUGAAUACCGAUCGGCAUCUCGGUCAGGAUUCAAAGACUUCGAUAUCAACAAGAAGAGAGUAAAGGCACUGAGAUUGGAACUGGAAAAGAAGGGCUGGGCUUCAGAAAGCAGCUUCUGAAUAUGAUAUGAACUAGAACGCCUAUAAAUUGAUCAACUGUGCGCCGGAGGAAGGUGGCUAUAUAUCAGCAUCAGUAUCAUGACCCAUGACUGCUUUUCCCAGCCCAAGCCAUAAGGACCAGCUAGGCGCACUCACUACUCAACAAUGGAAUAGAGUCAAAAGGAACCAUGGGUGCCAUUGGGGAGUCAAACCCAACAAAGUCUAGUGUACCACUACUGCAUUUUUUUACUGCCUAGUGUACUGCUUAAUUGACCUGUGCAUUUGUGCGAUAGUUAGUAGCUAGCUUUACUCUCAAAAAAACUGUUAGUAGCUAGCUUUAAUUCAGUGGUCGAUCAGGCUCCUGCGACAAAAAAAAAUGAACUCACUAUGUUUUUCAUUA
Lolium rigidum is the source of this 936-nucleotide messenger RNA. RefSeq lists its product as uncharacterized. The record is from RefSeq and is a predicted model, not a curated record. NCBI's taxonomy places the organism in Eukaryota, Viridiplantae, Streptophyta, Magnoliopsida, Poales, Poaceae.